AUUGAAGAGUGGAUUGUAUACUGAGGGCUCCCAAGUGCUUCCAGAAGCCAAUAAAAGAUCAUUCCAGUUUACUUCACGGCUAAGGAGUUAGCCCUCAAGGACCAUGGCCCAAAAACUGCAAGCAGAGUUGACCUGUCCAAUUUGUCUGGAUUUUUUCUAUGCUCCCGUUUCUCUCUCUUGUGCACACCUUUUCUGCUUUGACUGCAUUGAGAAUUGGAUGCUAGAAACGGAUGAUUUGAAAGUGAUGUGCCCCUUGUGUCGAGUAAUAGUGGAGGCACCUUUUUUGGAAGAAUGGCAAGUGAGAACCAUAUCACUUAUCACCAAGCAGCAUGAUUCCAUAUUUGAGAAAACUCUGCAUGUGAGGAAGGAGCUCCAGCAUUACUGGGAGGAUGUGACCCUGGAUGCAGCCACUGCCAGCUCCCACCUUGUCUUCUCCAAUGAUCUGAGAAGUGCUCAGUGUGGGACGAUCCACCACGACCUGACAAAAGAUUCCAGGCUGACCUGUGUCCUGGGUACUCCCUGCUUCCUCUCCGGCCAACAUUACUGGGAAGUUAAAGUGGGAGAUGUGAAGUCGUGGUCCCUUGGCAUCUGCAAGGAGUCGGCUGACAGAAAGAGCAGUGAUUUAUCCCCUGAGCAUGGCUUCUGGAUUAUUAGCAAGGAGGCAGGAGCAAUCCAUGCUAAUGCCAACCUGGAGAGAAUUCCUGUAAGCCCUGGCCUUCACUGUGUGGGAAUUUUCCUGGAUGUUGACUUGGAAGAAAUCCAGUUUUUUGAUGUGCAAAAUAAUGCCCACAUCUAUACGCAUGACUCUGUCUCCUCUUCGGAGCCUUUGCGUCCAUUCUUCUAUCUUGAGCUGCCGAGAGAAGGGGCGAGUGGCGCUGUCUUGACCAUCUGUCCCCUGAGAAAAUCAGCCCGUCCUAGAAGCUUGUGAAGAGGUGA
Molecule: messenger RNA, 936 nt
Organism: Saimiri boliviensis boliviensis (Bolivian squirrel monkey)
Lineage: Eukaryota; Metazoa; Chordata; Mammalia; Primates; Cebidae
Product: ret finger protein-like 4B
Molecular function (GO): protein binding
Source: RefSeq, a predicted model, not a curated record